Messenger RNA from Rhododendron vialii, 3312 nucleotides. RefSeq lists its product as uncharacterized. Bases 614 to 3058 code for a protein of 814 amino acids. NCBI's taxonomy places the organism in Eukaryota, Viridiplantae, Streptophyta, Magnoliopsida, Ericales, Ericaceae. The transcript has 5 exons. The record is from RefSeq and is a predicted model, not a curated record.
UUUGGUUGCUGAGAAAAUUGGGGGUUGGGGUAAGGGAGAGAAUCCUUAUCUGAUUUAACCCUAUUUAAAUUCGUAUUGAUUGAUUAAGACUUUCAGUAUCUGUCAGUUUCCUGAAGUGAUCCACUAGUACUAGAUUGUUUGUAGUGUUACUUAGAGUUUGCUCUUUGGAUUUUCAAUAAUAUAUACCAAGUUUCCUGCAGUUAUUCUCUGUGACUAGAUUGUGUUUAGUACUUACUAGAUUGAUUGUAGUGCUACUUUGGAGUUGGUUCUUAGGGCUUUCCCUAUUAAACAGUUUCCUGCAGUUAUCGACUUACUAGAUUGUUUGUAGUGCCUGCUUUGGAAUUGGAGCUGGUUCUUAGGGCUUUCCCUAUAAAUCAGUUUCCUGCAGUUAUCUACUUACCACUUACUAGAUUGUUUGUAGUGCCUAAGUUGGAGUUGGCUCGUAGAGCUUUCUCUGAAUAUGAGUUUCCUGCACUUAUUCACUGACUAGAUUGUUUGUAGUGCUAUUUUGGAGUCAUAAUGCUUCAAUUCUGUCAUCUAUAGCGUUGUACAUUUUAGCUCUGCUUAGGAUUCUUAAUCAAAAAAGAGGAUGAAAAAUUCUUAGAACAUUGAAAUGGGUUCCUUUCUGAUGCAGUUUCAUUGGAAUAUGAAGAAUGCUGGCAUGGAAGAAUCCAAAAUGACAAUUGAGUUCCUUCGUGCACGGUUAUUGUCUGAAAGGUCGGUCUCCAAAACUGCUAGACAGAGAGCUGAUGAACUUGCGAAAAGGGUAUUGGAACUUGAAGAAGAGCUUAAGAUUGUCAGUCUCCAGAGAAAGAAGGCUGAAAAGGCAGCAGCAGAUGUUCUUGCCAUUUUGGAGAACAAUGGGAUAAGUGAGUUCUCUGACGAAUUUGACUCAACCUCAGAGCAGGAUGUGAUCCAUUGUGAGUCGAAAGCAGGUCAUUCCCCAGAGGAGGAAGAAAGCUCAGUGGAUUCGAGGAUGCAAAGGAAUCAUACUGAUGAAUUAUCCAGUUCUGAGCUUGAAUCGUCUCCGUUACCUGGUAGAAGAUUGUCGUGGAAAGGUUGCAAGGAUUGUUUGCGUUCUCGGGAGAAGAAGUAUAUGGAUUCACCCAUUAGAAGGCGAAGCAGUUCUGUAUCCACUACGUCUGCUUCGCCAAGAUGCCGAGUCGGUAAAUCUUGUCGACAGAUACGACGGAGGGAGACAAGAAUCAGUAAUAUGCUUUGCGGUUGGGUUGUCAGAUCUGCAACUGAGGAGUCACAAAGUGACAAUAUCAUGCUAUCUCCUCAACAAAAUGGAGUUGCUACUUUUUCAGAAGGUUUACCUAGUCGCUCUGACACUGGGACUGAGAUCAUGAGAGAAGGUGCUGAGCAGGAUGCAAACAUCUGUCUUGGUGCCCCAGUUUCAGGGGAUAUAAAAAAUCAGAGAAUGGUAGCCAACGGUAGCGACUAUUUGAAUACACGUGGAAGUGGUAAAGACAUGGAACUAGCACUAGCACAUCAAGCACAACUCAUAGGGCAGUACGAGGAGGAGGAAAAGGCUCAAAGAGAAUGGGAAGAGAAGUUUAGAGAGAACAAUAGCAAUACACCGGAUUCGUGUGAACCUGGGAACCACUCGGAUGUCACUGAAGAAAGAGAUGAGCCCAAGGAUGAUCCUCCUCCAGAUCAUGUUGGGACUACGACCUCACUAGACCAAGAAGCAAAGUCGAAGGUGGAAAACAUUUGUGUCACAAAGGAAUCAUCCGAAAGUCAACCUAAUGGAUUUCAGUCACCUCAUCCUCCGGAUCAUGUUGGGACUACGGCCUCGCUAGACCAAGAAGCAAAGUCGAAGGUGGAAAACAUUUGUGUCACAAAGGAAUCAUCUGAAAGUCAACCUAAUGGAUUUCAGUCACCUCCACAAGUUGAUUUGGGAUGCUUUCAGGAUCAGAAAUCCCAACCUUCAGAUGUCGGAUUCCCCUUGGCUACUGGGAUUCAAAAUCAGCAACCUUCCACAGGAAACCACAGUGUUCCGCCUUCUCCUAGCUAUCACCAUCGUUCACAUUUGGAGGGUCCAACAGGGAGUCAGUCUCCACAAAUUGUCCCUUCAGAGAGCAAAAACGAACGGUAUGCGUUGAUUCUGCAUGAAACACCUGAUAAAUUAGGAUCUGUGCUAAAUGCUCUUCAUCAAGCUAAGUUAUCAUUGAAGCACAGCGCCAACAAUGCCAUUCCACCAAUAGGUAGUUCAUCUGUUGGGAAUGCGAUUGAAUUUUCAGUUGGGGACAGAAGACCAGAGGUUCCCACCGGAUGUCCUGGACUUUUCAGAGUGCCAUCCGAUUUUGACUUAGAAGCAACUGCUAAAUCCAAUUUCCCUGGUUCCAAUUCUCGGUUGAGUUUGACUAAUCACUAUCCCGAUCCAGGAAAUACUCUAACUGCUGUUGAUCGUUUCACCACUCCUUUUACGGUGUCCACUUCAAGCAUUUCCACCGGAAAUAGAAAUCAUUCUGUUUCAACAAAUCCCUACAUAGAAAGCAGGUCGAGAAUUCCAGACUCACCAGAGCCUUGGUCUAGAUUUCCCUAUUACGAUCCAUUACCUGGGCCAAGCUUGGGUACGGGUCUACCUUCAUCACGGAGAUAUGCCUAUACUGAUCCAAAUGCGGAUGCAUCAGCUCUUGUUUCUUCUAGUACAUUCAUUUCUCCCGUGUAUCCCUAUCCAGAUUUGAUGCCACGGAUUCCCUCUGAUGAAAGGCAAAGGCUCUUUUCAAGUAUGGGAGCAGGAAUUCCUCCUCCUAAUUGCUUUUCCUUUUCUAAUGACAUUAUAAGGCCCAAUAAUAUGUCUUCUAGUGCAUUUUCUCCGCCUGCAUUUUCCUUUCCGGAUGUGAUGCCACGGAUUCCCUCUGGAGAAAGGUCACGGCUGUUUUUGAGCAGCGGACCUGGAAUUCCUUCGCAAAAUCGAUUCGCCUUGGAAAAUGACCAUAUUGCCUCUGAAGAAAGGUCACGGCUGUUUUCAAGCAGUGGACCUGGAAUUCCUUCGCAAAAUCGAUUCGCCUUGGAAAAUGACCAUUUAAGGCGUAAUAUGUAUAGAUAGUAACUUUUUGAGCUGUUUUUGUUGCAGCUUGAUCGAGAAGUUUCAGAAGCAGGGGAGGAGGUUUUGUAGGGUUUCCUUUGUAUAGUGUAUAAGCUGUACUAUUACAUUGUUUUCUCUUUGGUGGGUGUAUGUACCGGAGAAAAAUAGGAGAGGUAUUCUGUAUCUUUUCCCAACCUGUUUGUGUGUAUCGAAACAGGAGAGGUAUUCUGUAUCGUAACAGGGUUGAACUUAUACAAAUGUGCCAACUUACUGCA